AUGACAAGGAGAAUAAGGAAGAUGAUCUUCCAAGACAAGAAGUUCAUCCCAAAGAGGAACUUCAAGAAGGACAAGGGAGAAAGUAGCGAGAGGGAUCCUCCCAUAUACUUGGAAUGCAAUAAGCUGGGUCAUAUUAGAACUGAUUGUCCCAAAUUAAAGAAGCCUUUCAAGAAGUUCAAGAAGAAGGCACUUAAAACAACAUGGGAUGAAUCAAGUGACUCUGAAGAUGAGGAGAUUGAUGAUCAAGUUGCCCAAAUGUGCUUCAUGGCAAUGGAGGAAAGCUUCAAUGAGGUAACUUUAAAUGAUGAUGUUCCUAAAUUUUCUUAUGAUGAACUAGUUAAUGCUCUUAAAGUUAUAAAUAAUGAACUAGAAUUAAGUCAUAAGAGAAAUAAACUUUUGAAAAGUGAGCUUGCUAGUUUAAGGAAGGAGAAUGAGACCUCAUCUAAGGUUGAUAGACCUUUAGAUAGAAAGGACAAACUUAAUGCAAUUUUGGACUCUCAAAGGUCUCCUAGCAUCAAGUAUGGACUUGGCUAUAGUAAAUUUUCCCAAACACCUCCUUCCAAGACCAUCUUUGUUAAAGCAUCUAAUUCUAAUGAGCCUAGUCCUCAAAUGCCUAAUCUAAAGCUUGAAAGCAAGUGGUACUUGGAUAGUGGAUGUUCAAGACACAUGACCGGAAAUGCCAAUCUCUUCCUUUCACUUGUAAAGAAAGAUGGAGGUGGGCAAGUGACUUUUGGUGAUAAUGGUAAAGGUAAAAUUGGGGGAAUAGGUAAGCAUAAAAGGCUUGCAUGUGCUAGCAUGGACCUUCUUGCAAACUUGAACAAGGAUGAGCUAGUUGAUGGGCUACCAAAGAUCAAGUUUCAAAAGGAUAAGGUGUUUGGGUGA
Hevea brasiliensis (rubber tree) is the source of this 882-nucleotide messenger RNA. RefSeq lists its product as uncharacterized. The coding region runs from base 1 to 882 and encodes 293 amino acids. Lineage: Eukaryota; Viridiplantae; Streptophyta; Magnoliopsida; Malpighiales; Euphorbiaceae. Gene Ontology annotation, molecular function: zinc ion binding; nucleic acid binding. The record is from RefSeq and is a predicted model, not a curated record. The transcript is spliced from 5 exons.